AUGGGGCCCCUGGGCAAUAGGGGAUCAUGGGGCCCCUGUGUCCUUGCCCAAACUCAAAAAAGCCUAUGAAAAAGGUACCAGGGGCAUCUCAUGGGGCCCCCUACUGACCCCGGGCCCUCGGGCAGUGCCUGAGUUUCCAAAUGGUCAGUCCGCCCCUGUUAAAGUGCAUAGAGUAAGGAAACCCCUACCAGGGGCGGACUGACAACUCAUGGGGCCCCCAGGUAAUAGGGGAUCAUGGGGCCCCUGUGUCCUUGCCCAAACUCAAAAAGCCUAUGAAAAAAGGUACCAGGGGCAUCUCAUGGGGGCCCCUACUGACCACGGGCCCUCGGGCAGUGCCCGAGUUUCCAAAUGGUCAGUCCGCCCCUGUUCCAGACACUUGCGUGCUUCAGUAUACCAACAACCUGACAACCUUCCUCAUAAA
Molecule: messenger RNA, 421 nt
Organism: Staurois parvus
Lineage: Eukaryota; Metazoa; Chordata; Amphibia; Anura; Ranidae
Source: the annotation of a GenBank genome assembly